Cutaneotrichosporon oleaginosum is the source of this 321-nucleotide messenger RNA. The record is from RefSeq and is a predicted model, not a curated record. Lineage: Eukaryota; Fungi; Basidiomycota; Tremellomycetes; Trichosporonales; Trichosporonaceae.
AUGUGGCUGGGACUGACACCAGCUUCUCUCGUCGCAAUGCUCGUCGUCGGCGGAGUGCUGUUUAUCGCUUGCUAUCUGAUCGACACCUACUUCAAUUCAUGGGUGUAUGUCAUCGUUGAUUGGAGUGACCGCAACUACGGCUUCUUCAUUAACACGGUAUCGACCGCUGUAUGCGGUCUGGCGAUCUUCUCUGGCCUCAUCAUCCGCUACACCCAUCGAUACAAGUACAUUCAGAUCGUGGGACUGUGCACGCGCACCAUGUGCGUCAAAGAAGGUAUCUGGUCUUGGGCUCGUAUACUUGGCUACCAAGCGCCCAUCUGA